Messenger RNA from Amphiprion ocellaris (clown anemonefish), 8528 nucleotides. RefSeq names its product protein tyrosine phosphatase receptor type Fa (gene ptprfa). Gene Ontology annotation, molecular function: protein tyrosine phosphatase activity; protein binding. The coding region runs from base 620 to 6403 and encodes 1927 amino acids. Lineage: Eukaryota; Metazoa; Chordata; Actinopteri; Pomacentridae. The record is from RefSeq and is a predicted model, not a curated record. The transcript has 35 exons. Gene Ontology annotation, biological process: protein dephosphorylation.
UCAGUGCGAGAAUCGAACCUCCGUCACAGCUUCGCAUGUGUUAAACUCCGCGUAAAUUACAUUUAGACUACUUUACCCACACGUCUAUUUUAUGCGUGUUUAAACGCUCUCGCAGAAGCUUAGUAAUUUGCUUUUAAACCGGGACGUGCUGGCCAGCCUGUACUACAGUAUAAUGUUUCCGGAAAAAGCCGAACGUAGCCGACACCGAGGGUGUAUAUGGACUAAGUGUUAGGGAUGCUGCUCUGUCAGAGAGCAGCCACCGCGGACGGUCAGGGAGCAGACCGCUGGCUUACCGGGAACCGACACUGAAAGGGGAAACCUCCACAGCCCGCCAGCUGAGCGCAGGAUUUACCCGACACCCCUCACAGUGCUUUACGGACCUUUUUUUCUCCUUUUCACCUCCGGGGGAUUUAGAGCAAGUGUUGCGGGACUGGAGGAAUUCGGAGACUCUUUCCUAACUGUCUCUAAUCUUAGGACCCUCCUGCUUUUCUUUAUUAUCAACAUCUUUUCCGAAAUGUCCAGGAAACCGUAGAUAAUGGUGACACUGUGUGAACGUGUGAGCUCAUAGCCAAUUAACAGCAGCGUCGGGACCAGCGGAGAGCGAACCAACAGUCAGAACAUGGACCUCAGAUUCAGACGGCUGUCGCCUCUCAGCAGGGCAGCUCUUCAUCUCCUGCUGCUGGCCAGACUGGUGCUGCCUUCUCACACAGAGAGCAUGCCCAGCUUCAUCAAGUCCCCUGACGAUCAAACAGGGAUUUCGGGAGGAGUGGCGUCGUUCGUAUGCCAGGCGGUGGGUGAGCCCAAACCUCGGAUCACCUGGAUGAAGAAGGGGAAGAAAGUCAGCUCUCAGCGCUUUGAGGUGAUCGAGUUUGAUGACGGCUCGGGCUCAGUGCUCCGUAUCCAGCCUCUGAGGACCCACCGCGAUGAAGCCAUCUAUGAAUGUACAGCCACCAACAGCGUGGGAGAGAUCAACACCAGCGCCAAACUCACCGUCUUAGAGGAGGACCAGAUACCCCACGGUUUCCCAACCAUAGACAUGGGGCCCCAGCUGAAGGUUGUGGAGAGAACUCGUACUGCCACAAUGCUGUGUGCAGCCAGCGGAAAUCCCGACCCAGAGAUCUACUGGUUCAAAGACUUCCUACCUGUGGACAUCAGCAGCAGCAACGGCCGCAUAAAGCAGCUGCGUUCAGGUGGUACACCAAUAAGAGGAGCGCUUCAGAUUGAGAACAGCGAGGAGUCGGACCAGGGCAAGUACGAGUGCGUGGCAGUCAACAGCGCUGGGACUCGCUACUCGGCUCCGGCUAACCUUUAUGUUCGAGUUCGCCGUGUGCCUCCACGUUUUUCCAUCCCUCCCACCAAUCACGAGGUGAUGCCUGGCGGGAGUGUCAACUUGACCUGCGUGGCGGUCGGCGCCCCCAUGCCAUACGUCAAGUGGAUGAGCGGUGAAGUGGAGCUGACCCGCGAGGAUGAGAUGCCUAUUGGCCGCAACGUCCUGGAGCUCACCAACAUCCGCCAGUCUGCCAACUACACCUGUGUGGCCAUAUCCUCCCUGGGCAUGAUCGAGACGACAGCCCAGAUCACUGUCAAAGCUCUUCCAAAGCCGCCCACCUCCCUCAUUGUGACAGAAACCACGGCCACCAGUGUCACCCUCACCUGGGACUCUGGCAACCCAGAACCUGUGUCCUACUAUGUGAUUCAGUACCGUGCCAAGCUGUCUGACAACGGUUUCCAGGAGGUAGACGGCGUUGCCACAACCAGAUACAGCAUCGGUGGCCUCAGCCCUUUCUCUGAAUACGAGUUUCGUGUCAUGGCCGUUAACAAUGUAGGCCGUGGGCCUCCCAGCGGUAUUGUGGACACACGGACAAGCGAACAGGCACCUUCAUCGCCACCUCUUCAUGUCCAGGCACGUAUGCUGAGCUCCAGCACCAUGCUGGUCCAGUGGGAAACUCCAGAGGAGCCCAAUGGCCAAAUCCGGGGAUAUCGGGUCUACUACAGCUCCGACCCUGAUGCCCCGCUCAGCGCCUGGCAGAAACACAACACAGACGACAGCCAGUUCACCACCAUCUCAGGCCUGACCACAGACAUCACCUACAGCCUGAGGGUGCUGGGCUUCACCUCUGUGGGAGACGGACCUCCUUCUGAUAUUCUACAGAUUAAAACCCAGCAGGGAGUUCCAGCUCAGCCGUCUGGUUUCGAGGCCGAGGCCGAGCUGGACUCACGCAUCAUGCUGUCGUGGCUUUGGCCUGUCCAGGACCCCAUCAUUAGCUUUGAACUGCUCUACUGGGAGGCCAACAAUCCUUCAGACAAGCAUCGUGUCACUUUCGACGCAGCGGGCUCAUAUGCAGUUGAUGGUCUAAAGCCAGAUACGCUGUAUAUGUUUUCCCUGGCGGCACGGUCCGAGAUGGGUUUAGGAGUCUUUACUCAGCCUAUUGAAGCCAGGACCGCCCAGUCCUCCCUGUCAGCUCCUCCCCAGGAGGUUCGCUUGCUCAGCCUCAGCUCCACCAGCAUCAAGGUGAGUUGGGUGGCGCCGCCCACAGACAGCCGGUCCGGGGAGAUAGUGAGCUACUCUCUAGCCUACCAGGCAGUGACAGGAGAGGACUUGAAGCGCCACCAGGUGUCAGGGAUCGGUGCUGAUGUCACCAGCUUCGUGUUGGAGGACCUGCACAAGUGGACCGAGUAUUUGGUGUGGGUGAGGGCUUACACUGACAUUGGGCCCGGCCCGGAGAGCUCUGCAGCCCGCAUCAGAACCAAGGAAGAUGUGCCUGGAGCUCCUCCCAGGAAGGUGGAGGCAGAAGCCCUCAACUCCACUGCCCUCAGGGUGACCUGGAAGCCUCCCCUGCCUGUGAAGCAGCACGGCCAGAUCAGAGGCUACCAGCUGGUCUACUCCAGGCUAGAGAACGGGGAGCCUCACGGCCAGCCGCUCAUCAUGGACGUCGCCCUGCCUGACGCCCAGUGGACUCAUGAGGACUCAGCGGACUAUGAGGCCAUUAUAACAGGUCUGAUCCCAGAAACUACCUAUUCAGUGACUGUGGCUGCAUAUACCACCAAGGGUGAUGGAGCUCGCAGCAAAUCCAAGGUGGUCACCACCACAGGAGCAGUGCCUGGAAAACCCACGAUGAUGAUCAGCACCACCAUAGGGAACACUGCCCUGAUCCAGUGGCAGCCCCCUAAAGAGAUGGUGGGGGAGCACGUGGGAUACCAGCUGCAGUACAAGAGAGCAGAGGAGGAGGCUUUUACUGUCAAAGACUUCAGAAAGACAGACGAUCAUUUCACCGUCACCGGCCUCCACAAGGGAGCCACCUACAUCUUUAAACUUUGCGCCAAAAACAGAGCAGGCAACGGGGAGGAAUACGUGAAGGAGAUCAGCACCCCUGAAGACAUCCCCAGCAGCUACCCACAGAAUCUCAGCGUGGUCGGCCUGACUGCAACCUCCACUAAGCUGGCCUGGGACCCCCCUCCUCUGGCCGAGAGAAAUGGCAAGAUUGUCAAGUACGUGGUGGUGUACCGAGAUAUCAACAGCCAUCACAACAACACCAACAUCACCACAGAAACACAGAUGACUGUCCAGGGUUUGCAGCCUGACACGACCUACGACAUCAGAGUCCAGGCUUUCACCAGCAAGGGUGGAGGCCCUAUCAGCCCCAGCAUCCAGAGCAGGACCAUGUCCACCUCAAUGCCAGAUCUUCCCUCAGUGUUCACCAAGAACUUUGGUGUGAAGGCUGUGAUGAAAACAUCAGUCCUGCUGACCUGGGAAGUGCCAGAAACCUACAAAUCUCAAGUUCCUCUCAAGAUUCUGUACAACCAGCAGAGCGUGGAGGUUCAAGGCAACCUGAAGAGGAAGCUGAUCACACAGCUGCAGCCAGACACUGAUUAUUCCUUCGUGCUGAUGAGUCGAGGGAACAGCGCUGGCGGCCUUCAGCAGCAGGUCUCCAUCCGAACAGCUCCAGACCUGCUGACAAUGAAACCGGCUCGAUACCAAGACGAAGUGGAGGAAGGUGGGAAAGUGACUAUCAGCCUGCCCAAGGUCUCUGCUGGAGCCUCUGUCAGGUGGUACUACAUAGUGGUUGUCCCGGUCACUACAGCUUCUCAGAGAAGAUGGGAGAACCCUGAAGACAUGGACAUACAUGAGCUUCUAGAGGCCGAUGCUGACAGCAGUCUCCAGAGGAAGAAGAGACAGAGCCAGGACUUUCUGCAGCCAUACAUCGCUGCCAAGCUGGAUGCUCUGCCUGAGAUCUUCACUCUGGGUGAUGAAAAGAAAUACAGUGGCUACUACAACAAACCGCUUCCUGGCCAGCAGCAGUAUCGCUGCUUUGUGCUGGCUGACCUGGCGGACCACGAGUCUCAGAGGACAUUUGCAGCCAGUCCGUUCUCCGAGCCACUUAUGGUGAAGCUCAGCGGGGUGAUCCGACAGCCUCAGGAGGACCCGGAGAUGCUGUGGGUGAUGGGUCCAGUGCUGGCUGUCAUCCUCAUCAUCAUCAUAGUCAUUGCUAUUUUACUCUUCAAGAGAAAACGAACAUCUCCAGCCAAGGACGAGCACAUGGCGGGGGUGAAAGACUCCCUGCUGGCCCACUCCUCAGACCCUGUGGAGAUGAGGAGACUCAACUAUCAGACUCAAGGUUCCAGUGCCCUCAGUGUCCCGAACACCCCAAGGAUGAGGGAACAUCCUCCCAUUGCUAUUUGUGAUCUGGCUGACCACACCGAGCGACUCAAGGCCAACGACGGUCUGCACUUCUCUCAGGAGUAUGAGUCUAUUGAUCCAGGACAGCAGUUCACCUGGGAGCACUCCAACCUGGAGGUCAACAAGCCAAAGAACCGCUAUGCAAAUGUUAUCGCCUACGACCACUCUAGAGUUAUUCUCACACCUGUGGACGCAGGAGUUCCAGGUAGCGACUACAUAAAUGCCAACUACAUUGAUGGCUACAGGAAGCAGAAUGCCUACAUCGCCACACAGGGCCCGCUGCCGGAGACACUGAGUGAUUUUUGGAGGAUGGUAUGGGAGCAAAGGACCUGCACUAUCGUCAUGAUGACCCGCCUGGAGGAGAAGUCACGGGUAAAGUGUGACCAGUAUUGGCCCAGUCGAGGCACAGAGACAUAUGGGAUGAUUCAGGUGACCAUGCUGGACACUGUGGAGCUGGCUACGUACAGCGUGAGAACAUUCGCCCUUUAUAAGAAUGGCUCCAGUGAGAAAAGAGAAGUUCGACAGUUCCAGUUUCUGGCCUGGCCUGACCACGGCGUGCCUGAGUAUCCCACCCCAACACUGGCCUUUCUACGCAGAGUCAAGGCCUGUAACCCUCCAGAUGCUGGACCCAUGGUGGUUCACUGCAGCGCUGGUGUGGGUCGGACGGGUUGCUUCAUUGUGAUCGACGCCAUGCUGGAGAGGAUGAAACACGAGAAGUCGGUGGACAUAUACGGCCAUGUGACGUGUAUGCGAGCUCAAAGGAACUACAUGGUUCAGACGGAGGAUCAGUACAUAUUCAUCCACGAGGCCCUGCUGGAAGCUGCAACGUGUGGCAACACAGAAGUUCCCGCCCGCAACCUGUACGCCCACAUCCAGAAGCUCACCCAGGUCCCUCCUGGAGACACCGUCACAGCCAUGGAACUGGAGUUUAAGAAACUGGCCAACUCGAAAGCACAUACCUCAAGAUUCAUCAGUGCCAACCUGCCGUGUAACAAAUUCAAGAACCGCCUGGUGAACAUCAUGCCUUUCGAGUCCACUCGUGUCUGCCUGCAGCCAAUCAGAGGGGUGGAGGGCUCCGACUACAUCAACGCCAGCUUCAUUGACGGAUACAGGCAGCAGAAAGCGUACAUGGCCACCCAGGGCCCAUUAGCCGAGACCACGGAGGACUUCUGGAGAAUGCUGUGGGAACACAACUCCACCAUAGUAGUCAUGCUCACCAAGCUCCGCGAGAUGGGACGGGAGAAGUGCCAUCAGUACUGGCCUGCCGAGCGCUCUGCACGCUACCAGUACUUUGUUGUGGACCCCAUGGCUGAGUACAACAUGCCCCAGUACAUCCUCAGAGAGUUCAAAGUCACAGAUGCCAGGGAUGGUCAGUCGAGGACCAUCAGGCAGUUUCAGUUCACCGACUGGCCCGAGCAAGGAGUGCCAAAAACCGGAGAGGGAUUCAUCGACUUCAUCGGCCAAGUCCAUAAAACUAAAGAGCAGUUUGGUCAAGACGGACCAAUCACUGUGCACUGCAGUGCUGGUGUUGGGCGGACUGGUGUCUUCAUCACUCUGAGCAUCGUCCUGGAGAGGAUGAGGUACGAGGGAGUGGUCGACCUCUUCCAGACCGUCAAGACUCUCCGAACUCAGAGGCCUGCCAUGGUGCAGACAGAGGACCAGUACCAACUGUGCUACCGGGCUGCUCUGGAGUACCUGGGAAGCUUUGACCACUAUGCAACAUAACCCCACCCAGAAAGACACCCUCAGCCAAGUUCGGUGUCUCCUCUGAGCCAUAUCCACUCAGCUCCAUCAGUCCCUGUGGCCUGAUGUGGAGGCUACGAGGAGGACUGAUGAGGACAGCAGGAAUCAGAGGAGAUGAAAGGAAAGUGGAGAGAAAUCCUCCUGGACUGGUGCCAUGAUUCUGCCACAGACACCCCCCCCCCAAACCACCACCAAAACCUCCCAACCCUAACAGACUUGUACUGUAGUCAUGCCUCAUUCUGAUUCCCGCCACUCCCACUUUCUGCCUCCUCUUAACAGCAAAAACAAAUUUUCUGCUCUUUUCAUUUAUACUCAUCAUGUUGUUCUGCAUAUUUAGAAUUUAUUUUGUGAUCACUUACACUGGUUAUAUAUGUCUUAAUGGGCCUUUUCUUAUUUUGCUUAUCUUUUUAUUAUCAUUUUUAUUAGCACACAGGACAUGUGUUUUCAACAUGCUCCAAGUUAUUAAUCCUGGAGAUCGUAUACUCACAGCUGCUAAUGAUUUUAUUUUGUACCAUAGAUAUGAUAUUCUAAUAUUAUCGUUGGUCUUAUUUAGAGGGAAACGUGGGUUUUGACUUUCUGUCUUGACAUCCAACAGAACACUGACAUUUACCAAACAGAUCCAAUAAGCAGAUACGGUUUGUGAGCUACAUGGCUAUAAAUGUGCAAAGACUAUUCACAUCUGAAUAACUGCUAGCAUGUACAGAGUUUCUCGUCAUUAACUGUUGACUAAUUUUCUGGAGACUUUCAACAAAAGAAAUCCGAAGCUGUUGGAACGAUAUGGGUGUACUCUUAACGUGGACUCAGGUAGACGAAACACAGAUGGCCUCUUCGGGAGAUUUUUUGUGAAAUUACGUCAGAUGCAGAUCUCAUGCUCUGUGCAUGAGUAAAGAAAAGACAACACGGAAGAACUUCAACCCCUCCAACCCCAGUUUAUGACAAGAUGUUUCCUAUCGAGAGCAUCAGUCUUGUACUCAACCUUUACCUUGAGAGCUGAAUCCAGAUUUAUAUGUUGUUAUUCUUACUGUCAGAAAAUCCCAUGAAAAGACCAACACCAAUGAUUUCGUAGUCUGUGGCUCUCACCACCAAACCCACUGGUUUCUACUGAAAAUAAACAUAGUUAAAAAUGGCAAAGAUUAGUUUCCAUUGUAAAAAUUAUUCACGAUUUGAUUUGUGCAUUUUCGUAGGACUGAUUUUUUGUGUUGGACACCAUCACUGCAUCCUGGGCUUAGCACUACCCAGGAUGGCUGUGAUUGGUUAAAAAAAUACAAACAAGCCUGAGCGGUUUUUACCCGCUAUGGCAGAAUGAUAACAAGGUGCAGCCAGACCAUUCUACAGCAAUGAUCCAGAGCUGUGAGGAUAUUUGGGCAAGCAAAAUGAUGUAUGUGGAGGUAAAGCAACAUAUACCAGCGUUUUUCCUGCUUUAAAGAAUUGUUGCCAACCUCCAAGGAGGUUUUAGUCAGUGCCAACGGAAAAUUACCAGCAAAAAUAAUUAUAACUGGGAAACAAUUUUGUUAAUUGGGAUUUCAAACAAGAAGUGUUUGGUCAGAAAUAACAAGAAAAUGCACAGAUAGUUAUCUAAUAAGGUACACACAAUGUCAUGCAUAGUCAUUAGUACUUGUAGAAUCAAAUUGUUCAUGGUUUGAGCCUUCACGUGGGAUUUUUUGACACAGAAAAAAAAAUGUUGAUGUUUUUAAAGAGUUCUCACCUGAAUUUUACAGCAUUAUCAGUGUAACGCUGAAGGGGCCGAUAUUAGACCAUUUGAAAACUCACAAAAUAUGAAGUCCCAGUUCAACAAGGACGGGCCGCACAAACAGAUACGCUGGCUCCCCAUUUCAGAUAUAUUACAAUUAUUCUAUCACUGUGUUGCAGAUGGACAGACUUGUAACUCAGAGCAACAUCACGGUUCACUAGUGGAUCUCUGUGGUUUUCACUGGAUGACAGAGUGAGGUGGGUUUCGGAUGAAGUGGAUUCAUUUCACAUAGUCGUGCUGUAGGGGUCCUAUCUGUUGUACAAAUGAUCUGUUUUCUAUUUGUUAAUAAAAAGCAGAGAAAAUGUCUUGAAAACCUUGAUGUUAAUAAAGUUGAAUAAUUGGGUUUUUAAUAUAAAA